AUGGCACCCGGUUACCGCCUGGCGGAACCGGAGAGGAAAGGCUUUUUGGCGGCGACUUUUUGUCCGCCUCCGGCGGCGACGCAGCAGAGUCCCAUUGAAGUUCCAGCGUCGAAAUCGCCGGCAGAACCUCGUCGGCACUGGCCGAGUCAUUGCCAAGCCUCUGCUGGGGAGAAAAGGGAUCGAUCCUUGGAAGAAGUGAGGAAAGAAGGAGGAGGAGGAAGAAGACAAGAAAGGAAGGGAAUCCUUGGGUCUUGUAUUCAUGACCUGAGGACAGCAACGAAGGAUCCUGAACUCACUUUCAUCUCUGAUGAAUCUCUGCCUGAUAUUUCUCUGCUCAUCUCGAUAUCGGCAACCCUGACCAUCAUAGUUUCUAAACGCUGUCGUGCUUGUACCCCUGAGGGGAAGGAAGAAAAUAAACAAGCCAUGGCCAGAAUCAUCCAAGGUUUCCUGGAAAAAAUCGUCGCAGUUGCCCACGAAAAGGGAGUUUACGCGGCUUUCAAAGGGCGAGGCGUCGAUGUUCAAGGGAAGGAAGAAAAUAAACAAGCCAUGGCCAGAAUCAUCCAAGGUUUCCUGGAAAAAAUCGUCGCAGUUGCCCACGAAAAGGGAGUUUACGCGGCUUUCAAAGGGCGAGGCGUCGAUGUUCAAGGCGUUUCAAAAAUGCAGUCCCUUGUUUCAACGGAAGAGAAAACACGCCCGGAGGAGGUGUGUGCGACUGAGUGCCAAUGGUUGUUGCACGGAACCGGUGGGCGUGGGCAACUCGGGGGCACUCCUCCCGUCGGAAGGGCGGGCAGCAGAGAUCCCGAAGGAAUUCCCUCGAGGAAGGAGAAAACCCCUGAGAACAAGGCGAACUACGAGGAGUUCGAGCUGCCGACUGCUGAGCAAGGGUUU
Notodromas monacha is the source of this 888-nucleotide messenger RNA. The record is from the annotation of a GenBank genome assembly. Lineage: Eukaryota; Metazoa; Arthropoda; Ostracoda; Podocopida; Cyprididae.